Molecule: messenger RNA, 222 nt
Organism: Salpingoeca rosetta
Lineage: Eukaryota; Choanoflagellata; Craspedida; Salpingoecidae
Product: zinc finger protein
Exons: 3
Coding region: 1-222 (73 amino acids)
Source: RefSeq, a predicted model, not a curated record
AUGGCUCGUGGACAGCAAAAGAUUCAGGCACAGCAAAAAGCGGCCCAGAAGAAGUCAAAGAUGGCCAAGAAGGGCGGCGACCACGCAAAGAACAUCCAAAAGGCCUUCAACGUCAUGUGCGAGGCGUGCAAGUCCCAAAUGGUGAACGCGAAAACAUACAAGCAACAUUGGGAGGCGAAACACAGCAAGCUCCCGCUUCCCGCGGAGAUCAAGGACAUCUGA